AUGUCAUCAACAGCACAACAAUUCCAACCACCACUAAUUUCACGUGAAUCAGCUGAUAACGAUGUUCCGAUCGGUUCACGUAAAGUGUUCACCUGUAAUGCUAUUGGUUAUCCGCCCCCAACUUACUUAUGGUUGAAAGAUUGGAAAAAUUUGACGCAAAAUUAUUCAUCAGCAAGUUAUUAUGAAAUACAAUCAACAACCAAACAUGAUCAAGGAUAUUAUCGAUGUUUAGCAAAAAAUGAUGUUGGUGUUGUUUCGAGUAAAGCGGCUAAAUUAACUGUAUGGUAUUUCGAUGGUUAUGAGCAACAACCAUUAGAUCAAGUGGUUAACGUGAAUGAGAAUGAUGCAGCUAUAUUUAAUUUGCCUGACAUUAGUUCAUCACCUGAGCCUACCAUACAAUGGUACUCACGUGAUAUUUACAAGAAAACAACUGGACAAAAAAUUGUUAUGAAUGAAAAAUAUUUUAUUACAUCGAAACAUAAUCUAAUUAUAUUGUCGGCUAAUUAUGAUGAUGAAAAAAUGUAUUAUGCAACAAUAGAAAAUAUAUUUGCUGGAGGUUCUAAACAGUCGCCCGCCUAUCGAUUAGAAGUUAAUAGGCGAAAAUUUUACGCAACUAAUGAUGCACCUGUUAUUAUUGUAAAACCAUCUGAUCAAAUAGCGAUUGUUGGAGAUCCAUUAAAAACGUUUGAAUGUGUUCCGAAUGCUGCUUCACGGGAACAAAUCGAAAUCUUAUGGCAAAAAGACGAAAAAUUUAUCGAUUCAACAUUUGGCCGAUAUCAUAUUGGAAUUUAUAAUCGAACAUUAGAAAUCAGAAGUGUGAGUUUAGAAGAUGCAGGCAACUACACAUGUUUGGUUAGACUAAAAAAUACGUUAGUGUUUACAAAUGCAAGUGCUCAACUCGUUGUUCAAGUUGUACCAAUGAUCAUAACGCCUUUUCCCGCCAUUCAUGAAGUGGAUUUACAAGAUGAUAUUACACUAAGGUGUGGUGGCACACCCUCGUCAAUAGUUAAUGUAACUUGGUAUAAAAAUGCAGUGCAAUUAACAAAUGAAUCAUCACGCAUUCAGCUUCAAAAUAAUUCAUUAAUAUUGUAUCAGAUUGAACGCAAUGAUGAAGGAAUGUAUCAGUGUUUUUUAACAAAUACAGUUGGAGAAGAUGCACGAUCAACAUGGCUAAAGAUAAAAAGUGAACAACCAACAGUUAUUGUGAGCGAUGAUCUAACAGUAUUUAAUGAGAAGGAUAUUACAUUAGCAUGUAAAGUUACCGGCUCUCCCAAACCAACAAUUUCUUGGUUUAAAUUUGACAACACGACCAAGAAAGAGGUUGAACUUAAUGAUCAGAGAUUUCAUAUUGAUCAUCAAAUGGGUAUAUUGUCAAUCGUGAAAACAACUCGUAACGAUUCCGGACAAUACAUGUGUCAAGCAAAAAAUAUACUUGGUGUUGCGAAUUCAACGGUCACAUUACUCGUUCUCAGACGAACAAAAAUUGUGACAAUUCCAAAAGAAAUGACUGUUGUAAAAGGGCAACCAGUGAUUUUAUCUUGUACUAUAUUUCAUGAAACGAAUAUAGAUGUCAAUAUUCAAUGGUCAUUCAAUUACCAACCGAUACCAGUGACAAAAUUAGUCAAUGGUACAGAUAUUCAAAUUGACAUGGCACGAAAUGAAGAUACUGGAAAUUAUACCUGUGAAGUUUUAUCAACAGCUGGAAAUGACACAAAAACUGUACAGUUGAAAGUCAUCGAAUUACCGUAUCCACCAACGUUUGUUCAUGGUAGUGCUAUUAAACAACAAAAUAAAUCUGUUGUUAACGUGACUUGGGUGCCAAACUUUGAUGGAAAUAGUCCAGUAAUACGUUACACCAUUCAAUAUAAAGAAAUUAAUUCAGAAAAUCUUUUAUCUGAUGAUAUCGGUUGGCAAGUUAAGAAAGAAAUACCUAUGAAUGACACAAAAACAUGGACAGUUCUAUCAGGUUUACAUCCGUAUUCAACAUAUCAAUUUCGUUUAUUCGCUACAAACCAUGUCGGAGAAGGACAAACAAGUGAACCAAGUAACAACGUCACAUUACCGGAAGAGCUUCCAAGUGGUGCUCCUCGAUCAGUCGUAGCUACUGCACGUGACUCAACCUCGAUCAUAAUCGAAUGGUCAAAACCAGUUGAAUCGACAAUAAAUGGUUUAUUAACUGGUUAUGAAGUUCAAUAUGCCCUGAAUUAUCCGAAUCUAAAUUGGAAAGUAAUUCAUGUCAAUACAUCCAAACAAGUGCUCAUAUUAAAAGAUUUAAUGACAUGGGAGUCAUAUUCAAUUCGUAUAGCAGUGUCAAAUAAUAUUGGUAUUGGUCCGUUUAGUGAGAUAGUUAAAGUGCGAACAAUGGAAGGCACCCCAAGUAGAGCUCCUAUUAUAAUAAAAUAUCAAUCAUUGAAUUCCACAGGAAUAUAUAUCGAAUGGAAUCCUCCACAGGCGUCUUAUAUCAAUGGAAUCCUUAAUAGUUUCAAGCUUGAAAUAAUUGAUUUAAACCGUAAUACAACAGCUUAUUUCUAUGAAAAAGCAAAACCUAUCGAAACGUAUCAUCUUACAUUGCUCAAUAUGAAAAAAUACACAAAUUAUUCCAUUUGUAUCAAUUCGGCAACAAAAAUUGGAGAAGGUCCAUUGUCAGCACCAGUGUAUAUUAAAACCCUAGAAGAUAUUCCUGAUCAAGUUGAAAAUCUAACAUUUUCAAAUGUUUAUGAUACAUCGCUUGUUGUUAGUUGGCAACCUCCUCUCGAACCAAAUGGUCGUCUAAUUGGCUAUGAAAUUAAAUGUCGUCCCAUGAACGGUAGUAACAACAUUGAUGAAGAAAAUAAAAAUUUAAAUAUCGACGCUAAUGUGACAAUGUAUAAAUUAAAUGGUUUAUCAGCCACAACAUGGUAUACAAUCUCUGUACGAGCUAAAACAUCAAAAGGAUAUGGUUUGAAACGUUCAGCAUCGAUUCAGUCUGGUUUUCCGCCAGAACUGCCAUCACCACCAAAUAAUCUUGAAAUUGUAUCAGUUGAACAACGUACUGUUAUUAUUAAUUUUACACCAGGAUACAAUGGAAAAACAAAUAUUAAUCAGUAUAUUGUAGAAAUUCAAACUGGAAGUAAUAAUUCAAAAUGGAUUGAAAUUGAGUCCAUUACAAUUGAUCAAUCAACAUUAACUAUUUCAAACUUGCAUCCUUAUCGUCUAUAUCGUGUUCGAAUGUAUGCUGUGAAUAUAAAAGGUCGUAGUAAUGUUAGUAUGGCAACGAAAUUUUUUCAAAUGAAGCAAGAUGUACCGUCAAGUGUACCAUUAGUUGUCUUAACUUAUGCUCAAAAUUCAUCAACAAUUCGUGUACGAUGGACGCCAAUUGUAACAAAUGAUUGGAAUUCAUUACCAGGUGGUUACUUACUAUUAAUAAAUGAUACUAAAAUAAAACAGAUAAAAAUUGACGAUCCACUAUGUUCGGAAUAUGAGUUUUAUGAUCUACUUUUUUUUACGUAUUACAAUAUAACGAUUCAUACGUUUAAUCAAGUUGGACUGAGUUCAACAUCAAUUUCAAGUAUUGAACAAACCUUCGAAAAUGUUCCACUUCAACCGCCAUCGAAUAUAAAAAUUGAUGUAUUUAAUUCAUCGUCGGUUAAAAUUUCUUGGACACAAUUAGAAAGCAAAGAUCAAUGUGGAAUUAUUACGAGCUAUAAAAUUGUUUAUUAUGCUAAUUCGAUGUCGGAGAAUAGGACGUACAUUAAUAUUGAUAAUAAUGUUCAAUCCUUUCUGUUAUCGUAUCUAGAUGCUUAUACAAAGUAUUCUUUAUCAAUGGCAGCUUGCACUUCCAUCGGUUGCGGACCAUUUACCUCAGACUUUAGUUUUCAAACAGCAGAAAGCGUUCCAUCAAAACCGACAAAUGUUUUUUUUCCUGACGUAACACAUUGGACAACACGAAUAACAUGGGACAAUCCACUAAAAUCCAAUGGUAUCCUUCUUGGUUAUCGUCUGGUAUAUUGGCGUACAGAUGAUGAAAUAAAUCGAAUUGAAAUAAAUAACAUUACAAAUGAUACACACUUUUAUUUUGUUGACAGUAAGAAUCAAUUGGAUCGUCUGCUGUUCAUGUAG
This is a messenger RNA of Didymodactylos carnosus, 4098 nucleotides long. Lineage: Eukaryota; Metazoa; Rotifera; Eurotatoria; Philodinida; Philodinidae. The record is from the annotation of a GenBank genome assembly.